Messenger RNA from Protopterus annectens (West African lungfish), 1367 nucleotides. RefSeq names its product collagenase 3-like. Lineage: Eukaryota; Metazoa; Chordata; Ceratodontiformes; Protopteridae. Bases 39 to 830 code for a protein of 263 amino acids. Gene Ontology annotation, molecular function: metalloendopeptidase activity; zinc ion binding. The transcript has 6 exons. The record is from RefSeq and is a predicted model, not a curated record. Gene Ontology annotation, cellular component: extracellular matrix. Gene Ontology annotation, biological process: collagen catabolic process; extracellular matrix organization; proteolysis.
UCUAUUAUUUCUGCUUCUGCUCCCAGCUCAUCAAAACCAUGAAGGAAAUUUCCUGUUUGCUAGUGAUAGCUGUGUUCUUUGUAGCACAUUCAUCAGCGGUGCCAGUCCCUGUUAACCAAGAUGGAAGCAACCAAAAGCUUGCAGAGGACUUUCUGACAAAAUAUUAUGGUAUGGAUGCAACCAAAGGCCGAAGUGACAAAGUCAUGGAAGAUAAACUCAAAGAAAUGCAAAUGUUCUUGAAACUGAAUGUCACUGGAAAGUUGGAUAAUGAAACAGUAAAUGCUAUGAAGAAACCAAGAUGUGGUAUGCCAGACAAAGGACAAUAUUCCACAUUCCCCAAUAGUCCUAAGUGGUCAAAGUCAACAGUUACAUACAGGAUUCUGAACUUCACUCCUGAUAUUUCAGCCAGCACUGUUAUCCAAGACAUAAGGGAUGCCUUCCAGGUUUGGAGUAAUAUGAUCCCAAUCACCUUUACCAGAGUUCUUUCUGGAACUGCUGACAUCUAUAUCUCCUUUGGACAAGGAGAACAUGGAGAUGGUUAUCCGUUUGAUGGUCCUUCAGGAACCUUGGCUCAUGCUUUUGCCCCAGGACCUGGAAUUGGAGGUGAUGCCCAUUUUGAUGAAGAUGAGACAUGGACAGCAGAUUCAAGAAACUAUAAUUUCUUUGAUGUUGCAGUCCAUGAGUUUGGUCAUUCACUGGGGCUGGAUCAUUCAUCCUAUACAACAAGUAUAAUGUAUCCUAUAUACCAGUAUAUUUCAAAGUCAAACUUCCGUCUUUCCUAUGAUGAUAUUCUCGGAAUACAGUCUCUGUAUGGAUCACGUGCUGGUUAAUCGCAUGGCACAUCACUGCAGCAUUAGCAUGCACAGAAAUACUACAAGGACAUGAAAACUCAGCAAUGAAUCAACUAGGAAACGUAACCUUCGACCUUAACCUUAAUAAAGCAGAAAGAACCUUUAUGCUUCCAUCUUGCAUAAAAAUGCAUCUGAAGUUCUUUUUUUCUCUAGUUCAUCUUUCAUGUAGAAUUUAGAAAUGUAACAUUUCUUAACUUAGAUCUUCUUUUAACUAUAGCAAAAAAUGCUAUUAGAAACAUUUUAAAGAAUGCCACACCCAUAAAUGUUAAUUAAAAUGAUAAUUUCUCUUUAAAUGAAUAGUAUCACAAGUGCAUGAUUUAUGUGGAAUACAUAUGUUAGUUUUGUAUUCCACUUGUAGUAUUGCACAUUCAUUUUACUUCUUUGUCAGUUUACAAUGACUGUCUUUGUGAAAUGACUGGUGUCAGAGCCAUCAAAUGAAACUUCGUACAACUUAUUUCCCAGAAGCACAAAUAAAUGAAAAAAUAAUGUGCAGAGUAAUGUUGUAUAAAACAAAAU